UUAGGAAGUGUUUUGUUCGCUCCGUCCAUUUUCAUGCCUACAGAAUUGUUUUGAGUGAAAACUCAGUUUUUUUUUCUCUUUAAAUGGCGCUUGAGGCUGACCUGUCGUGUCCUGUGUGCACUGAAGUCUUCAGUCAUCCGGUGUUAUUGAGCUGUGGUCACAGUUUUUGCCGUCAGUGCAUUAAUGCUCACUGGACCUCCAGCAUCUCCAGAAACUGUCCCGUCUGUCGACAGAUAUCACCGCAGGAACCGGUGUCCAAUCUGAGCCUGAGAAACACAUGCGAGUCUUACCUGAGAGAACAAAACACGAAUAAAGAAAGGGAUGGGGAACAUGUUUGUCAGAUCCACGGAGAGCUGAUUGAGCUGUUCUGUCAAACAGAUGAACAGACGAUAUGUGCAACGUGUAAGAAACAACGGCACAAACGGCAUAAAACACAACAGCUACAACUGGCUGUACGACAACGCAAGGGGAAGCUGAAAGCAGCUGUUCGUCCAGCUGAGAAGAUGUUGUCAUUACAGAAUGGCACAGCACAAGAUGGCAAGACUCAAGCUAAGGAGACAGAGAGAAAAAUUCAUGAUGAGUUUGAGAAACUCCAUCAGUUCCUCAAAAAGGAGGAGGAUAGGAGGAUAUCAGCUCUAAAUGAAGAAGAGAAAGAAAGGAGAGAGAAGAUGAAAAGGAAAACGCGCUCGCUCUCAGACAGACUGCGGGAGGUGGAGGAGCGAAUGAAGGACGAUGACGUCAUCUUCCUUCAGAAUUAUGACAGCAUCAUGAACAGUGCAAAAUACAUACUUUCAGAUCCAGAACUGAGUUCAGAAGCUCUCGAUGUUCCCAAACAUCUGGGUAACUUGAAGUACCAAGUGUGGGAGAAGAUGAAGGACAUUUGCCUUUACUACCCUGUGAUCCUGAACCCAAACACAGCUUCAACAGACAUCUCAGUGUCAGAUGAUCUGACUUCUGUGACCUCAUGCCUCCGUUGGCAAGACGAGCCCAACCCUUUUCCUCUGCACAGCAACCGUAUAGUGUUGGGGAGUGUGGGGUAUGGUAUCGGCACUCACACGUGGGAAAUUGAGGUGGGAAACAGUCGCCACUGGAGCCUUGGAGUGUGUUUUGGAUUGGAGGGAAAACCUAUUACAGAGCCUUUGACCCCUGCAAACGGCUUCUGGGGUCUCAGACGCGACGGAGACUCGUACGAAACCAUGACCACUGGGAUAUCAAGAUUAAAUACUAAUGUAAAUCCAGAGGUAGUGAGAGUAAAGCUUGAGGAUUAUGCUGAUGACACAUUGGAGAAGAAACGCUGGAGGAAGGUGAGAUUUUUUGAUGCCAGGAGUGAUUCUCUCAUUGCAGGAUUUUCUGAAGUGCCUUUGGAAAAGAAACUCUUUCCUUUUGUGAUCCCAGAACAUCAGACCGUCCCUUUGCGUGUUGUUCCAGCGAACAUAAUUCUGACUGUUGAACAAAAACUAUCAUUCAGGGAGAGACAUGAUGUCUUGAUCAGAGUCUGUAUUGGUUUUGUCAUGGUUAUAUUCAUAAUUCUGGCAUGGAAGAAUGACAGUCAACACAAAUGAAAAGGAAAUGGCUGUUCACAUACUGUCAUGGUCUGUUAUACUGGUUCAGUCUGCUGAAACAGACUUCUGAAAAUCACACCAACAAAACCAGAAGGAUUACAUGUGAAUAUAAUGGAGCUCACAUGCUUCAUGUAACUGUUACAGGGCAUAGUUUCUACGUCACACGUCAAGCGGUCAUUAUGUUCUCAUAACUGUUAUCAUUAGCAUAUUUUUACGUUUAGUAAUAACUCUAUUCAACAUAGCAAUUCCUCGAUUUUUAAAAUUAGAAUUAACAUUUGUUACAUUUGUAAAAAUUGCCCAUGCAGUAUGUUUAAAUAUCUACAGUAAUAAAUAUUUAAUUCCACAAAUUCUUAUGAAAUUUAGUAGAUUAUAGAUUUGGGGAAAGAAACGCAAUAGAAUCAAUCAAAGAUUAGCUUUUUUUUGUUGUUUUUAUUUUUGAUGAUACUUGCUUAUUUUCACUUCUAUUGUAAAACACUUCUAUUCUAUAAAUAUACAUUUCAAAGCAUCGUCCACUACUCACUUCUUAUUUGAAAGACAGCAGUUUAUCAUUACAGUACACUGAUUUAGAAUGAUCUAUGCAUUGAUUCUUUAUUCUUUAUCACAAUAUCUCAGCACUUCCUGUUGCUCCGCAGCAGCACAGACGACCUAACAGACUUAAUGCUGAAAACUGGUGUUGUAUAUGAUUUUGACUAAUGUUUGUAAAUAUCCUUUUUGCCUUGUUGUUUUGUGUUUUUGAUGACUUACUUUUUGAUGCACGAUUGCAAUUUUCUUGGCUGAUUCCAAUUUUUUUUUUUUUUUUUUUUUUUUUUGCAAGUGUUACCUGCCGUUACGGAUUUUCUAACUAUAAUUGACAGCAUGUGCAAACGAAAAUCUAUAUUUUUUAAUGCAAAAAAUAUAUAUAUUUCCAUAAAAUACAUUAAUAAAUAUUAUAAUUCUCCCAAUUAAAAGUUACUCAAAAAAAAAAAAAAAAAAAAAAAGAAAAAGAAAC
Labeo rohita (rohu) is the source of this 2550-nucleotide messenger RNA. RefSeq names its product E3 ubiquitin-protein ligase TRIM35-like. The transcript is spliced from 6 exons. Gene Ontology annotation, molecular function: zinc ion binding; ubiquitin-protein transferase activity; protein binding. The record is from RefSeq and is a predicted model, not a curated record. Bases 84 to 1562 code for a protein of 492 amino acids. Lineage: Eukaryota; Metazoa; Chordata; Actinopteri; Cypriniformes; Cyprinidae. Gene Ontology annotation, biological process: protein ubiquitination.